Myxozyma melibiosi is the source of this 2607-nucleotide messenger RNA. Its product is annotated as glycolate oxidase. The transcript is spliced from 2 exons. Gene Ontology annotation, cellular component: mitochondrion. The record is from RefSeq and is a predicted model, not a curated record. The coding region runs from base 347 to 2458 and encodes 703 amino acids. Gene Ontology annotation, biological process: lactate catabolic process. Lineage: Eukaryota; Fungi; Ascomycota; Lipomycetes; Lipomycetales; Lipomycetaceae. Gene Ontology annotation, molecular function: D-lactate dehydrogenase (NAD+) activity; D-lactate dehydrogenase (cytochrome) activity; FAD binding.
GUGAGUCUUAAGCGGGGUUGUGGGCGGAAGCUUCUCUGGGCGCUGCGUCAUGUGCCCUGGGACGCUUAGUCAGGGGCACUGGGCUGCUUCUCGACGCUUUCCACAGACCCCGGUGCCGUGCACAGCAAGUCGCUUACGUUGGCGUGCUGCUGCUGGUGAUUAAUUUCGAUAUUGACUACUUGUCUUUGUGCGGGGUCGCCUUCUGUUGCCCUGUUCUUCUGCGCUUUCCGCGGCCGGAAAAAGCCCACGAACAGGCACGUCUGGCGCCCGCAAAGCCAGCUGCUUUGUUUGUUGCUUGUGGGGUAGCAAGCACGGGACUCUGGGGAAAUCUGGGGAUGGCGCGCUGAUGUCAGCAGCCCUAAACACCCAGCGCCGCGCCAAAGCUUGUCGGUCAAUCCGUUGCCCCGCGGACGCUCCCCGCUUUCUGCUCUGCUCCCAAACCGGAACCGCGAUCUCGACUGUUUAUCAUCAGUUUAUUGCUUUUAAGUGUCUCUUUCCGCGCAGUCAUGAGCUUCCUUCUCGUCCUUUUAUAUCCUCCUCCUCGCCCGUUCCUACCUCCAUCACCUUCUCUACCAUCCUCUCCCUCAACUGCAAUCAAUCAUCAGCAUCAUCCACCAUGGCUCCCUCUGUGCCUGCACCGCCCGUGAUGGAGGAGUUCUACUCCGGAAUUCCUUCAAACCUCCUCGACCGCGCCCAUGCUGCGAAGGAGCGUCUCAUGUCACAGAAGACCGCUCCCGACACCGUCGUCCGUGAUGAAGAGCUCCCCGUGCUCCCGCCCUACACCACCAGAGACAAGUUCAACUCUGCUAUGGCCGCUCUUUCCCGUAUUUUGGGUGCCAGCAACGUCGAGAUCAACGAUAAGCCUCUUAAGGAUGGCUGGUACAUCGAGCACCCCAACACGCACGACGCCUACCAUCUUCUCCCUGCUACCGACUCUGUCUCCUCCGCGGCCUGCUACCCUGGCUCUACCGAGGAGGUCUCCGCUGUCGUCAAGUGGGCCAACCAGUACGAGAUCCCGAUCUUCCCCAUCUCCAUCGGCCGCAACCUUGGCUACGGUGGUGCCGCCCCGCGUGUCCGUGGCAGUGUCGUCGUCGAUCUCGGACGCCGCAUGAACAAGGUUCUCAAGCUCGAUGGCGAGAACUACUCCUGCCUUGUCGAGCCUGGUGUGACUUACUACAAGCUCUACGACGAGGUCAAGAAGUCUGGCCUGCCUAUGUGGAUCGACCCCCCAGACCUUGGCGGCGGCUCCGUCAUCGGUAACACCGUCGACCGCGGUGUCGGUUACACCCUCUACGGUGACCACUUUGCCAACCACUGCGGUAUGGAGGUCGUUCUGCCUACUGGUGAGGUCAUCCGCACUGGUAUGGGCGGUCUCCCUGGUCCCGACAACACCGACAGCCCAACCUGGCAGUCCUUCCAGUACGGUUUCGGCCCUUACUACGAUGGAAUCUUCACCCAGUCCAACUUUGGUAUUGUCACCAAGCUCGGAAUGUGGCUCAUGCCCGAGACUGAGCACCAGACCUUCAUGGUCACCUUCCCCCGUGACGACGACUUUGGUGACAUUGUCGAAGUCAUCCGCCCUCUGAUGGUCAAGAAGAUCCUUGGAAACGUGCCCCAGCUGCGUAACGUUAUCCAGGAGCUCGCAGUUACUGGCAAGCCCCGAUCUGCCUUCUGGAAGGGCACGGGCCGCAUGCCCCGCGAGGUCAUCCGCGAGCAUGCCUCGAAGAUGCCCUGCGGUGACUGCGCCUGGGUAUUCUACGGAACCGUCUACGGUACCAAGGAGCAGAUCGCAGACACUCUCAAGAUCUGCAAGGUUGAGUUCGGAAAGAUCCAGGGUGCUAAGUUUAUCUUCCCCGAGGACGUUCCCCCCGAUCACUACCUGCACUCCCGAGUCAGCGUCUGCUCGGGUGUGCCUGAGAUUCGUGAGCUCGACUGGCUUAACUGGAAGCCCAACGCCGGUCACUUGUUCUUUGCUCCCAUUUCUCCCACUAAGAAGGAGGAUGCCCGUACAAUUUACGAAAUCGUGCUCAAGAUUCACCAGAAGUACGGCUUUGACAUGUUCCCGACCUACUGCAUCAACACCCGUGAGAUGCACUACAUUGCCAACCUUGUCUACGAUCGCAACGACGAGGACGAGAAGCAGCGAGCAAUGGCCUGCAUGCGCGAGAUGAUUGACGAGUGCGCCAAGGUCGGAUACGGCGAGUACCGAACCCACAUCUUGCUUGCUGACCAGGUCGCUCAGACUUACAGCUGGAACAACCAGGCUCUCAUGAAGUUCCAUGAGGUUCUGAAGGAUACUUUGGACCCCAAGGGUAUCUUGGCCCCUGGAAGAUCUGGAAUCUGGCCUGCCAAGUACCGUAACCAGGGAUGGGAGCUCCUCGCUGAUGAUGACAGACAGACAUCUAGCCCUGCUGAUGUUAAGAAGAUUACGGAGAAGUUGAGCGAUUCGAAGCUGUAAAUCGUCGAGGGAGAGAAAAUCAUGUUGAGAGAUUCUAUUAUGCCGCUGUGGAGGGGCGCGGAAUGCUGAUGAUUUUUACUUUUGUCUUGAGAAUAUAAAACAAUAAUAAUAUAAGUUAAACAAGCGGAAAUUUCACAAUAAAUAAUAAC